GGCGCUGCUCUGUCUUCGCCCAACGCUGUCGCACUGCAGCAGACAACAAAUAGCGACAACAACAACAACAAUAACAACAACGGAUCGCUGUGGCGACAUCAACGUAAUCCAACUGCAACUAUUGCUAGUAGCAUACCACUGCAGCAGCAACAACAACAAAAUAGGCAGCAGCAGGUGCACUUGUUGGCGUACAGGAAACGCUGCACGCAGGACAAGACAGCAACAGCAACAGCAACAACACCAAAAACACCAACAAAAUUAGUAACAACAACAAGAAGAACAGCGACGUGCAUUUCACUGAUAAAAACUGACAACGAAUUAUUAACGACGAGCCAAGACAAGAGCAACGAACGAAGAGCCGGCGAGGAGAGGAGUGGAAGUGGAGAGUGGAGUGGAAGCAUGACGUCGUCAUUGUGUUUGCUGUUUAAUAAAGCCGGAAAUGUGAUUGUAGUUUUAGUCAGCCUACAGCUAAUAUGGCUUACAUUAGUCGGCUGCCGGGAGCUAUCGCUGAGCAGCGAUUAUGGCAGCAUGUCCGCCUCCGUUGAGGAUGUGGACAUCAUCGAUACGCCGGUUACCGAGGAAACAUCACCGCACAGAAUCAACAUCGAAUCAACGCUCAACAGCAACGAGGAUAGCAAAAUCUUAGCAGCAGCAGCAGCAGCAGGCGCAACAGUUUCAGUUUUGGGCGGCUCUGCGGCGGGCACCCUGCUGGAGGAGUUCAACGGUGGCAAACUGACGCCAGCAGAGGCCAGCAACACGCUGCCAAUAUUCCUCAGCGAGCCAGAGAGCGUGUUUGUGGUCAAAAAUCGACCGGCGGUGCUCAAGUGUAAGGCGUCGCAUGCGCUCCAGCUGCACUUUAAAUGCAGUGGCAGUUCCCAGCCGCCGCCGUCGACGCACGACAAGCACGUGGAUCCGCACACGGGCGUCCACAUGGAGGAGGUGACUGCCACCAUACAUCGCGAUCUUGUCGACGAAUACUUUGGCAAGGGUCCAUUCAAGUGCGAGUGCCAGGCCUGGUCGUCGCGUGGUGUUGUCAAGAGUCAAGCGGCCACGGUGCAUAUUGCAUAUAUUCGCAAGUCUUUUGGUCAGUCGCCCACAUCGCUGCGCCUCGAGCUGGGCAGCCGUGCGGAACUGCAUUGCGAGCCGCCUGGCGGCUUUCCGGAACCGAAGCUCAGCUGGCAUAAGAACAAUGUGGUCAUAAGCGCCGACAGUGAGCCGGCCAUCAAUGUGGCCGGCAGCAGUCUCACCUUCCGCCAGGUGGCACUGCAACACAUGGCCAACUACAGCUGCAGCGCCGAGAAUAUUGCCGGCAAGCGCGUCUCCGAUUCGGCCGUGCUCAUUGUCUAUGUUAAUGGGGGCUGGAGCGCCUGGAGCCCAUGGCGCGAGUGCAAGUGCAGUGGGAAACCGAGUCAGGGCCGCAAGCGAACGCGCACCUGCACCAAUCCAAUGCCCUUGAACGGAGGUGGCCAAUGUGCGGGCCCCCAGAUACAGAAGUCCGCCGACUGUGCCGCAUGUCCAGAGGACACUCAAAUUGUGAGCGCUGAUGGAUUUGACAUUUCGUCGAGUAAGCGCAUUGCUCGCUGGUCGGCUUGGAGCGAAUGGAGCAUCUGUUCCGCGGAAUGCAUACAAGUGCGUCGCAGAAAAUGCCUGACGCACGCCUCUGUUGCCGACGUGGCAGAUGAAGCCGGCGAGCUGCUGCCGGGCGGUGUGGGUGGCGCCGCGGCACUCAGCAGCAUUGGAGGCAACGAUGGCGCCGGCAGCAUUACUAGCAGCAACAAUAACAACAACGGUGACUCUGACGGCUCAGGAUAUGGCAAAUCAUUGUGUGCCGGAAAAGAUAUACAAACGGCCGAAUGCCGUGGAGAGCAAUGCCAGAUUGGCAAGGAUGACUUCGAUUGGACACUGUACUUGGGACUGGCCUUUCUCACAGCCGUUUGCUUUGCCUUCGGCGCUGUUCUCAUCUGCUGUGCCCGACGUGGCAUACGCGCCAAUCCCCACUACAACAUGGCCCGUUCAGUUAUGGAUGCGGAUUAUAUGCCCGGCGUUGUCGACAAGAAGGAGAUGCGCAUGCACAUCGAGGCUGCCAAUUUGGGAUACGAUUAUGUCAAUCCCGGACAUCGUUACAUGCCCGGCGACCACAUCGUCGGCAUCGGCGUCGGCGUCGGCUGUGGCGGCGUUACGGAACAUCACUACGAUGUGCCCAACCUGGCGGCAAACUACACAAAUCCCAUAGACGAUUUGAGCGCAGAUUAUCUAUCAGAGACUGGCGAUUCCUCCACAGCCGAUACCUCAAAUUCAACGUUUGAUAUGAAUGCCAAACUCUCUUUGCUGAACGCCUCGAAGAGCACCAGUUAUGAGCUGCUGGGCAGCAGUGGCGGCCAGUUGCGUUUGUAUAACGGUGAGCUGUUGCUCUUUGUGCCGGAGCUGGCGAUUGGGAAGCAUCUGAAGAAGCACGUCUCUCUGAUGCUGCUGAGCGACGAGUGCAGUCGCAUUGCCUGCGCCACGGAGAGCUCCAUAUUGUGCAGCAGUGUGGUGCAUUGUGCACCACGAAACUAUGGCUUCGUUAAGCCAGUGAUACUGAAGAUACCCCAUUGCCUGCUGUCGCCGGAGCAGUGGCAUGUGCACAUCUAUCACGCGGACAGCGAGCACGAUGAGCUCAAUGUGAGCUGGCGCCGUGCCGUCUCCGUGGGCGAGGAGACCAUCAAUACGCCCAUGUUUGUGCAGCUGGAGCCGACGCACGUUUACAUCAUGACGGAGCAGCUGGGACACUUUGCAGUCGUCGCCGAGCCACGCAUUCAGCAGCCCGCGAUUAAGAUGAAGUUACUGGCAUUCAGCCAGCAUACGCCGCCGAGCAGCGCCAACUGCAGCCUGCGCAUCUAUGUGGUCAAAGAUUUUCCCAACAGUCGCGAUUUGUGUGCCAACGUCGAGUGCAAACUGGGCGGCAGCUAUCUCGGCGAGAGUCAGGUCUUCGGCUUUGUGCUCAACAGUCUCAACUUGAACAUAAGGGUGCGCAGCUGCACGGAUGCCGAGGCGACGCUGUACGAACAUGCAAUACCCUAUCAGCACAUACUGGGCAACAAUUCCAUACUGCACUGUGAGUUCAGUGUGCGGCGGCAGGAGCAGCAUGCGCUCUGCGUCGACUUUGGCCAGGACAAUGAGCUGGAUUGUUAUACGUUCAGCUUGCCGGGACAGCAGCAGCAGCAACUGCAUCUGGAGGAGGAUGAGGAGCUGGUGUCGACCACAAACACAACGAUAUCGAUAGAUCGCCAGGGCAACUAUGUGAACGAGAGUUGUGUGCUUGACUUUGUGCAGCUGCCACAUGCCACAAAGCGUUUAAUUUGCGCCGCUCUAGAUCCGCCGCGUGCCGACGAACGCGACUGGCGACUGCUGGCGAAGAAACUGAGCACCGAUCGGUAUAUUGCCUACUUUGCCACAAAGCCAUCACCCACCGAGCAGAUACUCAAUCUGUGGGAGUGUCGCGCCAACAGUGGCAGCAGCAGCAGCAGCUCCUCCACUUCCAUAUCGCAUGCGAAUAGUAUUAUGGCACUGCUGCUCACCCUUAAGGAGAUGGGGCGCCAGGAUGUGCUGGACAUCAUUGUGGACACGAUUGGGCCACUCUGGAUUUAGGCGAGGGGAGUUGUUAAAAACAAGAAAACAAAAACAAAACUGUUCAUGAGUUGCCUUUUAUUUGAAAAAUGUAUUAAAAGUGCAGAGUGUGGAGCAAGUGCACCCAAGAAUUGGAAAUUGAAAACAAAAUCGAAUCGAAAUCGAAAUCGAAAUGAAACGAAAUGAAAAUAUUGAAAUCAAAGUCUAGGCUUAAGGCAAUAGGCGUAGUCAUAGUCUGUACUAGUUAUAAUAUAAGACACUAAGUUAAAUUCACCACAUAAAUGCAUUACAUAUAAAUGUGUGUAGUGUGUUGUGUUCAAGCAUGCGAAACUUGAACGUCUGCUCAACGAACUCUGUUCCCCAUGGGUGCCAUGCAUUUUUGAUACUACCUACUAUUUAGGGAUAAGUCAGAUAUUACUGUGUAGCUUAUAGUUAUUUGUGGCUUAGCAAACUUAUAGUUUUAAACAUUAGAUUUGUAGUAUUACAACUAUUUAUAUACACGUACAUACAACACAAUAUCCAUGUAUUAUAUGCAGUGAUUGCUAGAAUUUAGAAACGUUUUCUCAACAUUUUUCAAUUGUUUACCCAAAAUUCAAAAUUGAAUAGCUCUU
Drosophila grimshawi is the source of this 4217-nucleotide messenger RNA. It is a transcript of the gene unc-5, whose product is annotated as netrin receptor unc-5. Gene Ontology annotation, biological process: motor neuron axon guidance; netrin-activated signaling pathway. Lineage: Eukaryota; Metazoa; Arthropoda; Insecta; Diptera; Drosophilidae. Gene Ontology annotation, cellular component: membrane. Bases 400 to 3627 code for a protein of 1075 amino acids. The record is from RefSeq and is a predicted model, not a curated record. Gene Ontology annotation, molecular function: protein binding; netrin receptor activity. The transcript has 10 exons.